Messenger RNA from Glycine soja, 993 nucleotides. RefSeq lists its product as uncharacterized. The transcript is spliced from 2 exons. NCBI's taxonomy places the organism in Eukaryota, Viridiplantae, Streptophyta, Magnoliopsida, Fabales, Fabaceae. Bases 1 to 993 code for a protein of 330 amino acids. The record is from RefSeq and is a predicted model, not a curated record.
AUGGUGAAGAUAAUAGGAGUUCCUGAAGAUGCCAUCUGCCUCAACCUGUUCUCCUUCUCCUUGGCUGGUGAAGCAAAAAGAUGGCUACACUCGUUCAAGGGAAACAACUUGCGAACAUGGGAAGAGGUAGUGGAGAAAUUUUUGAAGAAAUAUUUUCUAGAGUCCAAGACCAUUGAGGGAAGGGUAGAGAUCUUUUCAUUCCACCAAUUCCAUGAUGAAUCACUAAGUGAAGCUCUUGACCACUUCCAUGGUUUACUCCGGAAGACUCUCACCCACGGGUUCAGCGAGCCGAUUCAACUCAAUAUCUUAAUUGAUGGCUUGCGACCCCAUUCGAAGCAGUUACUUGAUGCCUUCGCUGGUGGGAAGAUCAAAUUGAAGACACCCGAUGAAGCUAUGGAGUUAAUUGAAAAUAUGGCAGCUAGUGACCAUGUCAUCCUUCGUGAUCGAGCCUACAUAUCUACAAAGAAGAGUCUUCUUGAGCUCACAUCACAAGACGCACUACUAGUCCAAAACAAUCUCCUAGCCAAGCAAAUAGAGACCUUCAUAGAGACGCUGGGCAAGCUUCCUCAACAAUUGCAUGCAGUGCAACCUGCCCAUUCUUCAAUCAUGCAAAUUGGGGGAUGCCAAAGCUGGAGAUCUCAUCCUGGGAACAACUUCAACAACAAUCAAGGUGGCCCAUCCAUCCAACCUUCCAAUCAAGGGCCCGAUUUAUAUGAGAAAACCACCAAGCUAGAAGACACUUUGAAUCAGUUUAUGCAAGUUUCUCUGUCAAAUCACAAGAGUACUGAGUCUGCCAUCAGGAAUCUAGAGGUACAAGUGGGCCAAUUAGCUAAGCAAUUGGCUAAAAUGUCUAUGGACAAUUUUGGGGCCAACACGGAGAAGAAUCCCAAGGAAGAAAGCAAGGCAGUUCUUAUUAGAAGCCAAAUGAGGGAGAAUGUUGAGAGAGAAAAGAGAGAUGAGGGAGCAAUGGAGGAUAUGAGCACUGAGGAAUAA